UUCACGGAGUCGACGUUCACAUCCGCAUUGUCAUGAAAAUGUGUUUGUUGUGACAGCGGCGAUCUACCCUGAAACCGAGCACAAAACAUGCAAUUUUAGCGGACUUUCAGCUGGUUUCUGCACUGCAUAUGACUGCCAGGGUUUUCCUGAGAUACGGUGGCCAGUGGUAGGAUCACAGGGGCCCGUUUCUGUCGGGAAAAUCGAUUUUGUUUACGGGUUCGACAACAGGCCGGUCCGUUCGGAAGGUCAAAAUGGCCAGUACUAGUAGCGGCAGCAAUAGCGCAAGGCAGUCCACGGCAGCAAGACAGCGACGAAAGCGAUCGCAGCCUGCGGUUUAUAACUACAACGGGGUGCACAAUUCCUACGAAGAUAAAGACAACGAUUUCCUGUGUCCUAUAUGUUUUGACAUCAUUGAUGAGGCACACAUGACAAAGUGCGGACACAGCUUUUGUCAUAAGUGUAUCAUCCAGAGCUUGGAGGAGAGUAACCGCUGUCCAAAGUGCAACUUUGCCAUUGAGAAGAACGAUCAGAUAUUCCCCAACUUUGCACUAAAUGAGUUGAUCUUAAAGUACCGGCAGAAAUCCGACGAGAAACGAAUGAAGCUCACCCCACCGAAUAGUCACUUCAGUGAGCUGCAGGAGCUGAUCACGGAUCAGGACAAAUGGGACCUGACGGAAGUCAACCUGAUGCUGGAGGUGCUCGUCAGCAAGAAGAGACAGCUGGAAAUGGACAGCUGGUUUACUCACAGUCAAAUCCUGAAGGAGUUUUUGGAACACGCAAAAAGGAGGAAACAGGAGCAACUAGACGAACUAACCAAGCAGAUGAGACUCUUGGAGGAGGACACCAAGCGAGUGGAGGAGAGACUCAACCAGCAUCGGGAGGUUUACGCAUCCAUGAUGUCGACUUAUUCCGUUGCACUCAACAGUGAUGAUGCCGUGGCUCCAUCCACAAGUCAUGAACAACCAAAAAUCAAACUAGAAAAUCCCUCCAGAACAGAUGGUCCACAGGAAGGCUUCAAUGGCAGCAAGAAUGGUGGCCGACAGCAGUGGUUGGACACAACGUUAGCGUCCCGAAGAAAACGGCUCUACCAUCACUUUGAGGACUUGGAGCAGUGUUACUUCAGCAUCAGGCAAAGCGACAUAGCACCUAGUGAGAGCAGAUCGAGUGAACAGCUCACACAAUUCACAGACAGCCUCUCCAAGUUCACCCGUUACAGUUCCAUCCGACCACUUGCCACACUAAGCUAUGCAGACGUCUACAAUGGAUCCAGUAUAGUCUCAAGUAUCGAAUUCGACAAAGACAACGACUUCUUUGCAAUAGCCGGCGUCACCAAGAAGAUCAAAGUGUUUGAGUACAGCGCCGUGGUCAUGGAUGCUGUAGACAUCCACUAUCCUGCCCACGAGAUGGUCUGCAACUCUAAGAUUAGUUGUGUCUGUUGGAGUGCCUAUCACAAGGGCAUCCUGGCAAGCAGUGACUACGAAGGGACGGUUACGUUAUGGGACGCGUUCUCGGCCUCCAAGGUCCGGUUAUUUCAGGAACACGAAAAGCGGUGUUGGAGUGUCGAUUUCAACAGGGUGGAUCCGAAAUUCCUAGCGUCAGGGUCAGAUGAUGCCAAAGUCAAACUCUGGUCAACGAACCAGGAGCGUUCGGUGGCCUGCCUGGAGGCCAAGGCCAAUGUCUGCUGCGUCAAGUUCAAUCCCUCCAAGAUGUACUCGUUGGCGUUUGGUUCGGCGGACCACUGCGUCCAUUACUACGACCUCCGCUACCCCAAGCAACCGCUCACUGUUUUCAAGGGUCAUAAGAAGGCCGUGUCCUACACCAAGUUUGUCAACUCGGAGGAGAUUGUCUCUGCCUCCACAGACAGCCAACUGAAGCUGUGGUCAGUGGACAAGCCCCACUGCUUGCGGACGUUCCGCGGUCACACCAACGACAAAAACUUUGUCGGGUUGACGGCCAACGACGACUACAUUGCCUGCGGCAGCGAAAACAACUCUCUGUAUCUGUACUACAAGGGUCUUUCCAAGCAGCUGGUCACCUUCAAGUUUGACACAGUCAGAAGCGUCCUAGACAAGGAAAAGAAAGAGGAAGAUGCCAACGAAUUUGUCAGUGCUGUAGCCUGGAGAACAGGUUCUAAUGUUCUAGUCGCAGCUAACAGCCAGGGCACAAUCAAAGUGCUGGAGCUGGUAUGAAACACGCCACAUCGCCGCGCCUCUGCAUUUGCGUUGUCCCUCCUGUUUUCAAGACUUGCAUCAGUACGCGCAACUUUUCUGUUUCAUGCGUUGGGGACUGGAAGUAAUCGUUCCGUCUUUGCUCCCGGAGUAAUUUGUUCCAGUAUCGUGCUCUUGUCCCAUUUUCCAGGCUGUGCCGUCUGUCAUUGUUGAGUUUGGUUACACGGAUCAAUGUCGUCUAGGAGCUGAAAAUCUUGUUAACUAGCUGUUGAGUGGAUGCUUGGACUGUUAACCACUUUUUUGGGGGGGGGGUUGAGUUGUGGAUGUUGGCUCCCGAGCAGGAGUUCUUCACAAGUCUUGGAUCAGUUCUGAUUAACAAGGAACGAUGUGCUACGGAUGAGACCGGCAACAAAGAUGGCUUGUAGAGUGCUUCCAUUUGCCACAUCACUCGCUCAAACAUUUGGCCGUCUGGUGUUAGAAUAGCCUUCCUUGUCCAAAUACACACCUGCAUCAUAUGUCAUCGACCAAUCAGCCAGGCCUGACUCUCCACGUUUGGCCAAUCAGAUCAGAGCUAUCUCUGGUAGGAAAUAGUGAUGUUUGCAGGGGCCGAGCAACGGCGGAACUCAGUGUGGUGUUACAGACCAGUCCAGCACAGUUGACCAAUCAGUUCUAUUGCGACUGCACAGUUGACCUCGGUAAUUUCUGCGCAACACUGUGACCGAAAGGACGCCCAUAAUCCUGGAAACGUCUGCUUACAGUAUUCAUCGACAAUACUUGGAGUAGGCUCUCCCUUUGCCACGUCACAUCGCAGAGAUCUCUUGGUUGCCAUCAGUAUUGUAGUCGAGUACUUUUGGAGUUCCAAGUUCUCUGCCAAAUAUUGAAGUGAUCAGGAGGGAACAAAGCUAGACAAUCAGACCAAGUACUUUAUCAAGUACUUUUCUCUCAAACUGGGAGCAUCUGAAGUCCUAAGUGUAAUCUUUAAUACCUUUGUGCAUACACCAUCCAAUGUCCUCUGUUACUUCCGACCCAGUUGGCCUGGCUUCUACCCAUAUUUGGCUUUGAACUUGAUACUCACGAAGUACGCCAAUACAAUACCGGUUGGCAUCAAAACAUUUCGUCCAAGCCCCAGUUAUGCCCAUUAGCAGGUUUUAAUUUUUUUUUUCAGAGUUUGGUAGAAGUGGGACAUUCUUGAAGAUGAUGUCUUUUAAUAGAACCGUAACUUUUGUACCAGUGAACUGCUCUUUACAUCUUACAAGGCUCUGCCUCCGAGAAUACAAGAGUUUUUUAGUUUUCCAGUAAUUCUUGAGAGCUGAAACUUGCUCGCCGCAAUCCCUAAAGUUUUGCAAGACCAAAUGAAAGUCAUUGUAUUCAUUUUUGAUAUGUAUUUAUUCACUUGCAUAAAGGCGCAACAAAGAAAAACUUGCAAAGAAGAGAUUGUGGAGAUUUUUUUUCAAAGAAAGCACGCCGAAAACAUUACAUUAUUUGCAAAUCAAAUUGUUUGGCAUUUUGCCAAAUGUCGGUGAAAAGGACUCGCCUUACAUUUUCCUUUUUCACAGUUCACCGCAGCGUUUUCUGUUGUAACCCCCCAUACAAAAUUGUCACAGCUGUGGACGUUGUGACAAGCUAAAUGAAAGUUUUCAAAGCGCUUGCUUAUCUUGAAGAAAUCUAGUUCCCCUUAUAUUGUCGUUCACACAGUAAUCAAUAGGUAUUUCUACAAUCAUACAUUGAUUUCUGAUGUGAGAAAUUGGGGACAAAUCUUACCUUUUUUUUAUGAAAGUAAAUUUCAUGCUAAAUUUCACGUCCAUUUGAGAUAAACCUUUGACUUCAGAGAAGCUGUUUUCAUCAAAACGGCAAUUUGGGUCCGAACGUUGUCGGUAAGUUUAAGUUCUGUAGGAAAAGGAUUCCGUUUUCCUCACAGAAAGUGACAAGUUGUGUUAGAAGUGGUAUCUAUUUAUAUAAAGUGUGCAAUGGAAGCGAGUGCAGCAAGACAGUUCGGGUUUGAAGAAAGGUUCGAUACUUAAUAUAUUUAUGCCAUAUAUAUGCAAAUGUAUUUUUAAAAUUCCAUUUUUUUUCUUAAUUAUUCAGCAAUAUCUGCAUAUAUUGCAACCAAGGAAUAUUUGAUUCCAAGAGUCCAAUGGCUAAAAUCUGUCUGGGGGAAAAUUUUGAAAUCGGUUCGUUUCUUGAGUGAUAGAACAUUUUCAGAUUAUCUAAGUACAUGUAUUAAAUGAAGGCCAGAAUGCAAAAUUAAACAAGGUUACUCAAGGUUUUUACCGUGGUAUAAACCUCAACUUACUUACUAGUUCUUUAAUUUUGCAUUUGUCCAUUCAGUGACAUCUACAGUGUAAGCUAGCAUCACGUUCUUGGAGCACAUUCACGUAAAUUCUUACAAAUCGUUUUUCCUCCAAAAACGUAAACAAGAACUUCCAAUAGUUGGCGUUGCAUAGUUGACAUAGUUGAGCAUAUUUCUGUUAGCCUGCGUACACCUUUUAAUUUAUUGGCAAUUUUCUGGCAUAGUGAUCUGCAUUACUGUCUGAACAAAUAUGGAUCUAUUUUUUAUAGGUCCCACCUUUAAAUAGUCUGUGGAACCCCCCGUUUUGUUCAAUUUUUUUUUUUCUACAAUUUUACUUUAUAUUAUAGGGGCACACUAGUGAUUUAAACUAAUGGUCUAUUCCGUUUCGUUGAAAUUGUACUGUACAGACUCGUUUGUAUACAAAUGUAAUAUUCUUGUAUAUAUUGUAUGAUUGACCUCAUAAAAUAAACACCAAGACAAAAGCUGAA
Acanthaster planci (crown-of-thorns starfish) is the source of this 4946-nucleotide messenger RNA. It is a transcript of the gene cop1, whose product is annotated as COP1 E3 ubiquitin ligase. The record is from RefSeq and is a predicted model, not a curated record. Gene Ontology annotation, biological process: proteasome-mediated ubiquitin-dependent protein catabolic process. Gene Ontology annotation, molecular function: ubiquitin protein ligase activity; protein binding. NCBI's taxonomy places the organism in Eukaryota, Metazoa, Echinodermata, Asteroidea, Valvatida, Acanthasteridae.